Cucurbita maxima (winter squash) is the source of this 1686-nucleotide messenger RNA. Its product is annotated as two-component response regulator ARR12-like. Gene Ontology annotation, cellular component: nucleus. Gene Ontology annotation, molecular function: DNA binding; DNA-binding transcription factor activity. The transcript has 7 exons. The record is from RefSeq and is a predicted model, not a curated record. Bases 1 to 1686 code for a protein of 561 amino acids. Gene Ontology annotation, biological process: regulation of DNA-templated transcription. NCBI's taxonomy places the organism in Eukaryota, Viridiplantae, Streptophyta, Magnoliopsida, Cucurbitales, Cucurbitaceae.
AUGGGUUCUAAUCCAAACCAAGAAGAGCAAGCUCGGUUUGGUGGUGAUCAGAAUGCCAGUGAUAAUAUGUAUCGAUAUAUUCAAUCCUUACAAAUAGCUUCAAACCCAGGAAGCAACCUCAUCAACGCUACCUCUGCAAAUAUUAACUCCGGUGGAACGUCGUCGGGAUUCAACGGCAGCGGUGUCGAAAGAGCCAGUUCUUCAAACCCUGAAGCUUCAAUGAACAAGAGGAAUGGUUCUCAUCAAAAACGACGAUUUAUUUGGACUCCAGAACAUCAUCAAUCGUUUCUUGAAGUUAUUGAAUUUCUUGAAACUCAAAAUGCCUCAUCAAAUAGGAAAGUUGUUCCUAGGAAGAUCUUGCACGAAAUGCAAAAAAGGUAUCCAAAUAUCACUCGAGAAAACGUUGCUAGCCACCUUCAAAAACAUAGAAUGCAUCUCAAAAAUUUGAAUAAUAGAGAGUUGAAUAAUUCAGCUACUAGCCUUAAUUCUCAGCUUCUCCAAAGCUCUUCCUUUGUCGUAAACCCUAAUUUUCAGGUUCCUCAAUUAACCUGUUCAAGCUCCGAAAACCCUAAUUUUAAUGUUCCUCCACAAACCCAUUCCCGUUCGAAAAACCCUAAUCCUCAGUCUCCUCUACUAGUCCAGUCCAGCACGAAAAGCCCUAAUUCUUGCCCUUCUCCACAAAACCAUUUUAGUUUCAUAAACCCCAAGUAUCAUCAUCGAAGCCAUUUAAACCCUAACAAUCAUCCUCGAAGCCAUUUAAAUCCUAAUUAUCAUUCCGAAAACGCUAAUUGUCACCCUCUUCAACAAACCCAUUUGAAUUCCAUAAACCCUAAUUGUGACCCUCUCCCACAAACCCAUUUAAUUUCCAACGACCCUCAUUAUCAAUCUAUUCCACAAACCCAUUUCAGUUCUAUAAACCCUAAUUCAAACCCUAAUUCCAAUUCAAAUAUGAUGAAUGUUGGUGGAAUCCCAGAAAACCCACAUUUAGUUCAACCCACAAACACUGAGUUUGGUAUUAUCCCUUGCCCUCCUCCAAUUUCACCCAAUCAAACCUCCUCCAUUGAUCCUAUCAGGGAUAACCCUCUUGAAGCACUUAACAAUCCAAACUUUUUUCAAGAUUACAACAUGAAUUUCAAUUCUGACCACCUUCAAGUUGGUGGUGCUGUCGCCAAUAACAUGUCUCUGCCUUUGGAUUCUUGCUGUCCUUUCAAUUUAAAUCCCCAUUUUCAGAUGAACUACGAACAAGCUCUUCAAUCCAUGCAAUACCCAAACAAUGGUUUUGUAUCACAACAAAGUUUUGAUAAUCAUAUGGAGAAUGAUUCAAUCUUACACCAAGGUUUUGAUAGCUACGUGGAGAGUGAUUCAAUGUUACUACAAAGUUUUGAUACACAUCAACUUUCGAACGUGGUGAGAAUCCAACGAGAUCCAAAGGCUUCAAUGAAGAACCUGAAGAAUGGUUCGCAUCAUCUAUCGGGAAUCAAAAAACAACGAUUAAUUUGGACUCCAGAACUUCAUCAAUCGUUUCUUGAAGUUCUUGAAGUUCUUCAAGCUCAAAAUGACUCAUCAAACGGGAAAGUUGUUCCUAGGAAGAUCUUGGAGGAAAUGAGAAAACGAUAUCCGCAUAUCACUAGAGAAAAUAUUGCCAGCCAUCUUCAAAGACAGAUUGCAUCUCAGAAAUUGGAAUAA